AUGGCAGCCGCUUCCAAGUCCUCCAUCUUCCUCCUCUUCGCCGUCUUCGUUGCCGUCUCGCUCUCCAACGUGGAGGUUGGAAUGGCGGCCCGCCAGCUUCUCCAGCUACCUGACCUUCCUGCCGUCGGAGGCCUCCCUGUCACCGUCCCGACUCUGCCCGUGGUGCCCAAGCUGCCCGUCCCUGCCGGCGUCGUUCCCACCAUUCCUGCUGUGCCCAAGGUCGGCUUGCCGCCGGUUGGUGGAGGCGUCGCUGGCGUUCCGGUGGCAAUUCCGAACAUUCCCGGGGUCACUCCUUCGGUCGGAAACUAA
Molecule: messenger RNA, 309 nt
Organism: Linum tenue
Lineage: Eukaryota; Viridiplantae; Streptophyta; Magnoliopsida; Malpighiales; Linaceae
Source: the annotation of a GenBank genome assembly